Messenger RNA from Guillardia theta CCMP2712, 516 nucleotides. RefSeq lists its product as hypothetical. The record is from RefSeq and is a predicted model, not a curated record. Bases 1 to 516 code for a protein of 171 amino acids. The transcript is spliced from 9 exons. Lineage: Eukaryota; Cryptophyceae; Pyrenomonadales; Geminigeraceae.
AUGAGCGUACUUACAGAGAGCUUGGCGGACAGAGAGAGGUGGAUUGCGCAUGCUCUCCAUGUCAACAGCGUGACUACUCCUGGUCUACUCGGGAUCGCAGCCUAUCCGCAAUACGAGAAGGCGCUCAAAGGAGGCUCGCGGAAGGAAGGAAGGUUCUACUUCGACCCUCGAGUGUCGACGCAGAAAAGCGGUCCGUAUCCGGGGAUAGAUGGGGCGCCAGAUCUUAGCCUCCACAAGUAUCCUGGCAGCGCAAAACAGUUUCGAAGCUACUCGGAUAUCAAGAACGACAAGUCAACCAUGCACGUCCGACCCAAGAAGGGCCCUGUGGAUCUCUUCAUCCAGCCGAACACUGCCAGCCAGUACAUCGGGUGGAAGGUUCUCGACUCUAGCCUGUCAGUAUACGUGAAAGACAUCUACGACCCCGUCACUAACUACACCGGGCUGUACAAGCCCAAGAUGGGAUCGCGAGAGACGAAGUAUGCUGAGAGUUUAAUCCUCGGGCCAAGGGCGAUCUAG